This is a messenger RNA of Rotaria socialis, 2232 nucleotides long. NCBI's taxonomy places the organism in Eukaryota, Metazoa, Rotifera, Eurotatoria, Philodinida, Philodinidae. The record is from the annotation of a GenBank genome assembly.
AUGCAAACAGCAAUUCAUAAGAAAUUAUAUGAUUUACGAGCGAAACCAAUUCAAACUUUUUGUAAUAUACCUAAAUUGGGAAAACAUGAACAUACAAAAACAUUUAAAAUAAUUGGUAAUAAUGAAAGUCAAUUUUUGCUUGAUGACAAACCAGCAUUUCAUUUUGAACAUAUAUGGGGUGAAGGAACAACAGGUGAAAUUUAUGAUCGAUUUUCUCGACCGGCUAUUGCAGAUCUUGUAAGAGGACGAAGCACACUUCUUUUUGUUAUUGGUCGAAAUAAAAAAUCUCGCAAUGAUAUUCUAUUUGGUGAAACAAAAGAUACGGGCCUUAUUUCUUUAACCAUAAACGCACUUUACAAUAGUAUUGGUGAACAUCGUGCACUUAAAUAUUAUUUUAGACCGAUGGGCAAUAAUAUUUACAAAGUUCAAUCAGAUGCUCAAGCAAUGUUUGAUCGACAUCAACGUGAUCUCUUACCGAAAGUGAGCAGAAAUAUUAUCGGUAAUAUGACACAUACAAGUAUGUUAGAAAAAUCAAUUCUUGAUCAAACAUCGAAUGUAUCUGGUAUUGAUGAUGAUCAUGUUUAUACGAUAUUUGUUUCCGCUAUGGAAAUAAAUUCAAUUAAUACAAAUUCUAUAACAAGCGAUCUAUUGAAAAUGUUUACUGAAGGUAUUAAUAAUGAUCCAUUUGAAAAUCCUCAAUCGUGUAUUGAAAUGGAAUUCGAUGAUGCACGUAAAGCACGACGAAAACUAUUUGAUACAACGAAAAUACCAAUGAAAGAAAAUUCCACACGUUUAUAUACAAUUCGUCUUGUACAAGCAAGAAAAUCCGAUCAAACAGAAAAUAUUUCACCAAUAGUUAGUCAAUUGACAUUUAUUGAUUUACCUACAAAUAAAAAUGCAGCAGAUUUAAAAGCCGUAAAAGAUUUUAUUGUUCCACCGAAAAAACGAUCUGCAGAUUUUUCGAAUCAUUUACAAGAUUUUCUACUUAAAUUUCCUAUUCAAGAUCAUCAUCAACAAUUUAUACCUAUUAAACUGUUGCUAUGUGCAUCAGCCAGUAGUAAUGAUGCAGAAGAUACUUUACAUGACAUCAAAUGGUUAAUGAGUCUUCAAGCGAAUCAAUAUCUUGUUUAUUUGGGUCGCGAAGAAGAGAAUCAUGUUACGCGUGAUGAAGAUGAUGAUCAUCAUCAUCAGCGACCUCCACGUCCACCAUCAUUGCAUUAUUCGACAUCAAUAAAUCGUUCCGAGCAUCAUAGUUUAGCACAACAUGUUCCUAAUUCAACUCCGCUUGCUCAAUCAACACCGCGAUCAGUAACGCAAUUACCAUCGUCAACAACCACAAUGAUAUCUGUUCAUACUGAACGUUCACGUCAAUCACAAUAUCAAACAAUUACCAAUACACCAAAUCGAUCGUUUAACUAUAUGACAAAUACAUCUCAGUUGGCACCUCCGGCACGACCGUUAUCAUCUUCUCGACUUGUUAUGUCAAAUCGGUCAGAAGAAACUCCUUCGUGUGCCACCUAUCCGUUAACGCCUAGUACUGGUAUAUCUCAUUUGAAUGAAAAAGUACCACCUCGUUUACCACCGCGAAUUCAACGUACACCUAAUAAACAUUUACAAACUGUCGAACAAGAAGUACCUACUGCAUCAACACAACUAAAAGCGAAUUCAAUUAUUCACAAUCGACGGCCACCGCCACCAUUGCCGCUUCCGGUAGUACCGCCAGUGUAUAAUACCGAAUCUAAUAAAUCAAAUAAGAUGCGUUUAUCAAGAAAACUUUCAAGAUCAAAUUCAAUUGUUGAUGUACAACAACGAGCUUCUUCUGUUGUUGGCUCUCGUAUUUUGCCGACUACAGCAUCAUCGACAACAAAGCGUGUAACGCUAAAAGAAGAACAUUUACUUAAACGUUCAUCAUCUGCCGAUCGUGUUGGUCGUGAACGGUGGUUACAUCAUAUAACUGAAUCAGUGACUAUUAAUAACGCAAUCAAACUGCGGGCAUCAUUACCAAACCCAUUACAGCUUGUUACAAGUCAUUUUAAUGCCAUGUCAAAAUUAUUAAGUGCAACCAAAUAUGCGAUCGAACAUAGAGCUGAAGAUGGUGUUCAAUUAUUUCAAGGUGAUGUUAUGGCGACAAGUAAAGGUGGUGUGAAAGUUGUUUUUACUUCAGUUGACCAAGUAACACAUAAUAGUUUACUCCCAACAACAUGUGAAAGUUCUGUUUUGGGAAGAUGUUAG